Messenger RNA from Striga hermonthica, 2982 nucleotides. The record is from the annotation of a GenBank genome assembly. NCBI's taxonomy places the organism in Eukaryota, Viridiplantae, Streptophyta, Magnoliopsida, Lamiales, Orobanchaceae.
AUGACAGGAUAUGAAGGGGCAUCACUUAAUCCAGAGGGGCUAUCUGGAAAAAUGAUUUUCGAGCCGAUUCUCGAGGAGGGAAUAUUCCGCUUUGAUUGUUCUGUAGACGAUAGAAGUGCUGCAUUUCCCAGCAUUUCUUUUCAGAAUCCAAAAGCCAGGGAUACACCACUUUCAAAUGUCCACCAAGUUCCAGCUUACAUUCCCAGUUUUGAAUGUGUUUAUGGACAACAAAUAGUUAAUAUAGAGUUUCCGCCAAACACCUCCUUUUAUGGAACUGGAGAAGUUAGUGGGCAGCUUGAGCGAACAGGGAAGAGGAUUUUUACUUGGAACACUGAUGCUUGGGGCUAUGGCCCUGAGACCACUUCCUUGUACCAAUCACACCCUUGGGUUCUUGCCGUUUUGCCAAGUGGGGAGGCUUUAGGAGUUCUUGCUGAUACAACACGACGGUGUGAGAUAGAUUUGCGGGAAGAAUCGCACCUGAAGCUUAUUUCCACAGUAGCUUACCCUGUCAUUACAUUUGGUCCAUUUGCUUCGCCAACUGAUGUUCUUGUAUCUUUCUCUAGAGCAGUUGGUACUGUAUUUAUGCCGCCAAAGUGGUCCUUGGGCUACCAUCAAUGUCGCUGGAGCUAUGAUUCAGAUGCACGAGUUCGUGAGAUUGCGAGGACAUUCCGAGAAAAGGGUAUACCUUGUGAUGUCAUAUGGAUGGACAUAGAUUACAUGGAUGGAUUUCGUUGUUUCACCUUCGACAAGGAGAGGUUUUCAGAUCCAAAAUCUCUAGUAGACGAUCUUCACAAUAAUGGGUUCAAAGCUAUCUGGAUGCUCGAUCCAGGUAUUAAAAAAGAAGAGGGCUAUUUUGUGUACGACAGUGGAUCGAAAAGUGAUAUCUGGAUUCAAACUGCUGGUGGAAAACCUUUUGUUGGUGAUGUGUGGCCGGGCCCAUGUGUAUUUCCUGAUUUCACCCAAUCGAGUGCCCGUUCAUGGUGGGCUAAUCUGGUUAAAGAAUUUAUUGCCAAUGGUGUGGAUGGUAUAUGGAAUGAUAUGAAUGAACCAGCUGUUUUUAAGACUGUAACAAAAACGAUGCCAGACAGCAACAUUCAUCGGGCAGAUUCAGAACUUGGAGGCCAUCAGAACCAUUCACACUAUCAUAAUGUUUAUGGUAUGCUGAUGGCUAGAUCAACAUAUGAAGGCAUGAAACUAGCAAAUGAGAAAAAACGACCGUUUGUUCUGACUCGAGCUGGAUUUGUUGGUAGCCAAAGGUAUGCUGCAACAUGGACAGGAGAUAACCUGUCUACCUGGGAGCACCUCCACAUGAGCAUCUCUAUGGUUCUUCAAUUGGGGCUGAGUGGGCAGCCACUUUCGGGCCCGGAUAUUGGUGGGUUUGCUGGUAAUGCCACGCCAAAGAUGUUUGGAAGGUGGAUGGGAUUUGGUGCCAUGUUUCCAUUUUGUCGUGGGCAUUCUGAGACUGAUACUGUCGAUCAUGAACCUUGGUCUUUCGGGGAAGAGUGUGAGGAAGUUUGCCGACUGGCAUUACGGAGAAGAUAUCGGCUUUUACCCCACAUAUAUACUCUCUUUUACAUGGCUCAUAUGAGGGGUGUUCCAGUGGCUACUCCAACAUUCUUUGCUGAUCCUAAAGAUUUGGAGCUAAGAAAGCAUGAAAAUUCAUUUCUCUUGGGACCACUGCUCGUAUAUGGAAGCACAGGAAAAGACGAGGAGUUGUACCAAAUGCAUCACAAGUUGCCUAAAGGAUCCUGGUUCAGUUUUGAUUUUGAGGAUGCUCAUCCGGAUUUGCCUGCAUUAUAUCUUCAAGGUGGUUCGAUUGUCCCGGUGGCCCCUCUUCACCAACAUGUUGAUGAAGCUAAAUUUACAGAUGAUUUAUCACUGCUAGUAGCUUUAGAUGAGAACGGUAAAGCUGAAGGUUUUCUCUUUGAAGAUGAUGGUGAUGGAUAUGAAUACACUAAAGGAGGUUAUCUCUUGACAACUUAUGCUGCUGAAAAGCACUCUUCCGUGGUUAUUGUGAAGGUUUUGAAAACCGAAGGCUCUUGGACGAGGCCAAAUCGUAGGUUAAACGUGAAACUUCUCCUUGGGAAAUGUGCGAUGAUUGAUGCAUGGGGCGUCGAUGGAGAAACUCUGGAAAUUCCAUUGCCUCCGGAAAGAGAAAUGUCUGAUUUUGUGCUUGCUGGUGAAAAGCAAUUCAGAACUCGUUUAGGAAGUGCUAAACGUAUUCCGGACCAGGAUAAUUUCACUGGACACAAGGGUACAGAACUAUCAAGAACGCCAGUCGAAAUAAAAAGUGGCGAUUGGGCUUUGAAAGUUGUACCAUGGAUUGGAGGUAGAGUGAUUUCAAUGCAGCACCUCCCGUCAGGUACUCAGUGGCUUCAUAGCCGAGUUGAUAUCAAUGGCUAUGAGGAGUACAGUAGCGUGGAGUACCGAUCAGCAGGAUGCUCUGAAGAAUAUUUAGUUGUUGAGCGGGGAAUGGAGUUAGCAGGAGAAAUGGAGUCACUGCAAUUAGAAGGUGAUAUUGGAGGUGGUUUAGCCCUCGAACGACAGAUAUAUAUUCCGAAAGACAAUAAGAAGAUUAUCUGUAUAGAUUCGGGCUUAGUGGCCCGCAAAGUUGGUGCUGGAUCUGGAGGAUUUUCAAGGCUUGUGUGUUUGAGAGUGCACCCCACAUUCAAUUUGCUGCACCCUACUGAAUCAUAUGUAUCGUUUACCGCCAUUGAUGGGUCCAAACGUGAGAUUUGGCCGGAAUCCGGUGAACUUGCUCUCCAAGGAGACCUUCGCCCAAACGGUGAAUGGAGGCUCGUCGAUAGAUGUCUCGGUUUGGCUCUAGUAAACCGGUUUAAUACAGCUCAAGUUUACAAAUGUCUAAUUCACUGGGGAACGGGCACAGUCAAUCUGGAGCUCUGGUCAGAAGAGAGGCCCGUCUCAAAGGACUCUCCACUUAAAGUAUCUCAUGAGUACGAGGUAACUGAAAUAAAACCUUAG